This is a messenger RNA of Paramacrobiotus metropolitanus, 1312 nucleotides long. RefSeq names its product transmembrane protease serine 9-like. The record is from RefSeq and is a predicted model, not a curated record. The coding region runs from base 81 to 1097 and encodes 338 amino acids. Gene Ontology annotation, molecular function: serine-type endopeptidase activity. Gene Ontology annotation, biological process: proteolysis. NCBI's taxonomy places the organism in Eukaryota, Metazoa, Tardigrada, Eutardigrada, Parachela, Macrobiotidae. The transcript has 5 exons.
GCCAUAAAUUAUGUCUUUCACUUCUUCGAUCUGAAAAAGUAAAUUAAAAAUUGCAGUGAACGGUGCAACGGUGUUGGACCAUGGCAGGAAUUACAAUACGGAUUAUCGUCAUCUUCGCCAUCGGUUCCGUGAGUUAUGGUCAAUUCUGGCGACCUAUAAAAGGCAAGAAUAAUCAACAAGGGAAGCCGGUGACACCGCGUCCGCCACGCACAACAACCGGCUUCCAGCGCUUUCCCUGUGGCCGGCCGGAUCCCACGCCGGAUUCCAUCUGGACGACAGAUUCGCGGAUUGUCGGCGGCGUGGAGGCGCCCGAUGGCGGAUGGCCGUUUAUUGUGGCGCUAAUACGUAAUCGGUCGGACCAAGGCUAUCAGGCGUAUCAGUUUUGCAGCGGCAGUAUUAUCGCAACACGAUGGAUUCUGACUGCCGGUCACUGCGUAGCCGCCCUCACGGAACGCCAGAUCGUCGAUGAUGUGCUGGUCGUAGCCGGCGUGAACAAUCUGCAGGACGUUGUAGCCGAUCCGGAAUUGGCGCUGCGCAUCGCUCGGGUGUUUAAACACGAGGAGUACGAUGAUCCCCAGAAUUCCUACAACAACGACAUUGCGAUGCUGCAGCUGGCCAAGCCCUUGAAGUUCGACCAGUACACGCAGCCCAUCUGUCUGCCGGCAACGCACCCGGACAAUCGAACCAGAUGGGGAAAUGUCGAUAAAGCACGCGGUAACAAGCGCGUGGUCUUUGCGGCGGGAUGGGGCGUUUUAAAGGAGCAUCAGGAUAGCGAUGACCCUAGCCGUAUGGGCGCUGGCACCGAUCAGCUGCAGCAAGUGGCGAUUGACCUUUACGACAACAGCGAGUGCAAACGACGCCUCAGCAAUUACGUCUUCACCGAGAAAAUGAUUUGCUGUGGUAUCCCGGAAGGCGGAAAAGACGCAUGCCAGGGCGAUAGUGGAGGCCCACUGGUGGCGAAGGACUUGGACGGACGGUUCGAACAGAUCGGCAUUGUUUCGUGGGGAUCGGGAUGUGCGCGAGCCAACAGCCCCGGAAUAUAUACCAAUGUUUUCGCAUUUAAAGACUGGAUUGGCACGACAAUUAUAACUAAUUAGGAGUUCGACCAGGCCAUUCACACGCUUUAUUCCCUAAAAAUUUUAUACAAAUUUGAAAAAUAAGCGCGACGUUUCGUAUGUUAGAGCAAGGCCAGGGACAGCGGUAUUAAAAAAAUACAAUUUUGUAAGGAUUUGCCGCUGAUUUACCGCUGUACCAAAUGAAAAAAUACAAAUGUUUAACGCGACAGGAUUGUUUUGGUGCCGGUAGUGCAAUA